Molecule: messenger RNA, 204 nt
Organism: Ogataea philodendri
Lineage: Eukaryota; Fungi; Ascomycota; Pichiomycetes; Pichiales; Pichiaceae
Exons: 1
Coding region: 1-204 (67 amino acids)
Source: RefSeq, a predicted model, not a curated record
AUGUCAUUUAGCUUGAUGGUUCCCUUGGACGAAGAGUACAUGAACAGGUUGCAGUCAGUAGGAUGGAACUCAGAGCUAGUUAUCACUUCUGUGAGUUCCUCCAUGUUCACAGGCUUAAUAUCCACUAUGUUAAACGACUGGUCCGCUAUUCCCAAGUUCCACAAAUUGAUUCUAAGGUCGUCGGAAGAAAUGAACGUUUCCUGA